CCGAAAAUCCGAAAUUCUAGGUCAAAAGCUGGGAGAGAGCGGCGCAAAUUCUCCACUUCACUUCGGCAUUCUCCCGCUGCGUUGAGACCACCCAACUUUUAAAACAAGGUACGGUAACUACGCGUAUACGGUAUCUUUUGACAGACAUGGCUCCAGCGCCGUGGGAGAUCGUACCAAGGCAUGAGACCUUGUUUGUUCUGGUCACGGGCGCGAGCAGCGGUAUUGGCUUGGGCAUUGGCCAGCGUCUCAUCAGCGAAUACCUUGCGACACGCUCGCUGUCAGCCCACCUCGUGUUGAUCCCCACCGCCCGGAACGUCAAGAAGUCUAAUGAGACUGUUUACGCGCUCCGGCAGCAUGCCAAGGAGGUCGCCCUAACCUCAACCACUCUCCGCGCCCGCGCUGGUCCCAGCUAUGAUCCGCGGCAAACCACGCGGCGUAUCCAUAUCCUUAGCGUCCAGCUGGACCUGUGUAACUUUUUGACCGUCCAACAGGCAGCUGACCAGCUCGUCAACGGCACAUUGAGCGGCCCGCCUAACGAGGGUGGUGCCGACGACGAUGCCGACUUCUUCGAGCCGCUCGUUGAUGUGCACAUUCCCCGCCUUGACUCUGUCAUUCUUAAUGCUGGCAUCGGCGGCUGGACAGGCAUCGACUGGCCCAAGGUUGUCCACAACAUUCUGACGCGGGGGAUCGUCCAGGCGACGACUUGGCCAACUUUCAAGGCUGCCACUCCCGGCUACCUUAUCAACCCGCUCCCUGCGAAGAAGAAUGCAGACCAAAGGGAUGCCAAAGUUCCUGUUCCACAGUCACGGCCUCAGCCUCAACCUCGGGUUGGAGAGGUGUUUUGCGCCAACGUGUUCGGCCACUACCUCUUUGUGCACGCGGUGACGCCGCUACUCUGGCGGGACUCUGAUCCGCUUCCUCCCGGCCGCAUCAUAUGGGAGAGCAGUAUUGAACCUGUUUGGGACAGCCUGUCGCUGGAUGACUUUCAGGGCAUCAAGACGGACGCGGCAUACGAAAGCUCAAAGCGGGUGACAGAUCUGCUAGCACUUACCUCGUCACUUCCCGCGGCCUGGCCGUUCGUGUCUUCGUGGCUAAAACCCGAUAAGAAGGCCAAUCCUACCGCAGCAGCCGCUACAAAUCCACCAAAAGUCUAUGUCGUGCACCCUGGCGUGGUGCAGACGACCAUGUUUCCGCUCAACGCCUUCCUGUUCUUCUGGUACCGCGUGGUGCUGUACCUGUCACGCUUCCUCGGUUCGCCGUGGCAUCCUAUCACGGCUUACAAGGGGGCGUGCGCGCCCGUGUGGUUGGCGCUGCAGGAGCAGGGCGCGCUGGAUGCGGUGGGCGCUGAGCGCAUCAAGUACGGGUCGAGUACGACCUGGGCGGGCGAGGACCGGGUCAAGAUGUCCGAGGUUGAGGGGUGGGGGUGGGACGGCCGCGUUGCGGACCCCAAUGUCGCCGUGUCUAAGGAUCGCGACACUAGGCUGCUGGGCAAGACCACUGGCCGGAAGCACGGCGCCACUGAACUGAGCGAGGGAAAGCGGGCAGAAUUCGAAGCACUUGGCGUUGCUUGCUGGCGGAAGAUGGAUGAGCUGAGAAAAGAAUGGGAAGUUCGUAUCCAGAAGAGCACGUCAAACUAAUUGUUCUGGGUAACAUAUACCGUUAGAUUUCUUCUUUUUCUUCUACAUUCAUACAUCUACCUAAUAAUAAUUUAAUUGAUUGGGAUGGGAGUGCGAAAUUGGGAGACGGAACUAAUGGGGUGCUUCCUUGGCACACAGUGUCCACGGAUCACAUGUAUAACUACCUAAUGUGGAAGUCGCUUCCAGAAUAGACGAAAGACAAAAUACAUUUACCUAAA
Messenger RNA from Lasiosphaeria miniovina, 1855 nucleotides. RefSeq lists its product as uncharacterized. The coding region runs from base 147 to 1637 and encodes 496 amino acids. Gene Ontology annotation, cellular component: endoplasmic reticulum membrane; mitochondrial outer membrane; lipid droplet. Gene Ontology annotation, biological process: ergosterol biosynthetic process. The transcript has 2 exons. The record is from RefSeq and is a predicted model, not a curated record. Gene Ontology annotation, molecular function: 3-beta-hydroxysteroid 3-dehydrogenase (NADP+) activity. NCBI's taxonomy places the organism in Eukaryota, Fungi, Ascomycota, Sordariomycetes, Sordariales, Lasiosphaeriaceae.